CAUCACACACAUUGCCUCUCGGCCCCUCUCUCAAAGCUGCGCUACCCGCUUUGUCUCUCACCAUCUCACUCUCAUGCAGCCCUCCCAUCUCUCACGCAGCCAGCAGCCACUCUCUCACGUCUCUCUGUCUUCAACAGUUCGGGUUUUAAUUGAGUGCUCACUCACUGGUGAAUUAAACAAUACUCUGUGAGAUAAAGAAAUGUUGGAUGAAAGCAAGUUUGAUGUGCAUCUAAAACUGUGGGCACUUCGAGUUCCUCGCGAGUUUUGCAAGGUUGGCACUCGAAUUUUAAACGGGUAUUUACUUGACAAGGCUCGCAUUAAGCCUAUCACUGAAGAUCCAACAUGUGAGAAAAACCGUUACAUGAUUUUAUCUGAAAGAGUUCAGAAUCCUGAUUUAUCUGAUAUUCCAGAAGAAAAACUUGGUGAACUGAAAGUUUUAUGCAAGAUUGAAGUAGUUCCCUAUUCACUGACACUUGGAUAUUCAUAUUGGAGUACAGAUCAUGUAUUGAAGCAGAUUCUACCUCCUGGAGUGGAGGUUCCUUCAUCUUUUGAAACGAUAGGUCACAUUGCUCAUCUGAAUAUACACGAUGAAUUACUUCUCUACAAGGAUGUUAUUGCAAAGGUUAUCUAUGAUAAAAAUUAUCCAAGAAUCAAAACGGUUGUUAAUAAAGUUGGUACAAUUACAAAUGAGUUCCGUGUGCCAAAGUUUGAAGUUCUUGCGGGGCAAAAUGAUAUGGUUACAGAAGUGAAGCAAUAUAGGGCAACUUUCAAGCUUGAUUACAGCUUGGUCUACUGGAAUUCAAGAUUGGAACAUGAACACAUGCGGCUGGUUUCUCAGUUCCGAGCUGGGGAGACCGUUUGUGACAUGUUUGCUGGCGUUGGUCCCUUUGCUAUUCCAGCAGCACAGAAAGGAUGCGUAGUGUAUGCAAAUGACCUGAAUCCAGAUAGCAUUCGUUUUCUGAAGAUUAAUGCAGAAAUCAACAAAGUUGAUGAUCUUGUUUGUGCAUACAACAUGGAUGCAAGAAAGUUCAUUAUGCAAUUGAUGGCGGUGCCAGAUGGUGAGAUUAAAAUGGAUCCUGAUUUCCUCAAUAGGAAAUGUAGUGAGAAAUAUGAGAUGGAUGCCAAUGAGGAAUCAAAGUCGGAAAAUGGGAAGCCAACUGGUGUUGAGGUGAAGUACGUACCAGAUACUAUUACUAGUGAUCUGGAGUGUGCGCAAGGCUCAAGUAGGAAAGCAGAUACAUCUGUUUCUGCAGUUAAAAGGCCUUCAGAGAAUGGGGGUGCUGAUGGAACUCAUACCUUUGAAGCUUGUCAAAGAAAACGAAGCACAAAUAAGAGGAUGAGAGGCUCUGAGAUAUCAAAUGCUAAGACUUGGGAACAUGUUGAUCAUUUGAUAAUGAACUUACCUGCUUCUGCUCUUCAAUUUCUAGAUGUAUUUAGGGGCAUACUCCAUAGGGAAUAUUGGAAGGGACCUCUUCCAUGGAUUCAUUGCUAUUGCUUCAUGCGGGCAAAUGAAACCCAAGAAAUUAUCGUUUCGGAGGCAGAAUCUGCCUUGAAUGCCCGUAUACAAGACCCAAUAUUUCAUAGGGUUAGGGAUGUGGCUCCAAACAAGGCAAUGUUUUGCUUGAGUUUUAGGCUGCCAGAAGCAUGCUUCAAUGAAGAUACCACUGACAAUGUAAUUCAUAAUGCUGAUCGAGAGUGAUUAGCACUUCAUAUUUUGCCAAGGCUUCAAGAUUGGGUUUGACGCAGUAUUAGGUGCGGGUACAAUGGGUUAAGUGACCUUGAACCCAAAGACAAACUGCCAACAGAAAAUAGGGAUGGCCUCUAUGGGUCACUUUGAGUUAGUUGAUGGCAAAAAUGUUGAGAAUUAUUGAGAUAAAUCAACAAUUUGAAGUGUCUUUCUUCUUUAAGCCCUACAGUGUAUCAUUCCCUUUUGUUGGGUCUUAUGGUCAAUCGGAACAUCAACAAAAACCUGAGUCAACAUUGUCUGACUACGAUCUAUCUCAACAUAAACAAAGAUUCGACUGGUGCUCUGUCCAACUUCUAAAA
Molecule: messenger RNA, 2046 nt
Organism: Juglans microcarpa x Juglans regia
Lineage: Eukaryota; Viridiplantae; Streptophyta; Magnoliopsida; Fagales; Juglandaceae
Product: tRNA (guanine(37)-N1)-methyltransferase 2
Exons: 12
Coding region: 200-1699 (499 amino acids)
Biological process (GO): tRNA N1-guanine methylation
Cellular component (GO): cytoplasm
Source: RefSeq, a predicted model, not a curated record